Messenger RNA from Lasiosphaeria miniovina, 1659 nucleotides. RefSeq lists its product as uncharacterized. The transcript has 3 exons. NCBI's taxonomy places the organism in Eukaryota, Fungi, Ascomycota, Sordariomycetes, Sordariales, Lasiosphaeriaceae. The coding region runs from base 1 to 1659 and encodes 552 amino acids. The record is from RefSeq and is a predicted model, not a curated record.
AUGAAAAAGGCAAAGGCCAAAAAAGCCGGCACCUCCUCGUCCAGAAAAGACGACGCGCCCGAAUCCGCUUCCAAGGAAAAGGGCCCCGAAACACCUACAGAGGAAGCUCCCUCCGGGACCCCCGAUGACGAUAACAACAGCGGCGACGUCGCCGACAACGACACGUCGAAGCCUGGCUCUCCAGGGCCAGCGUCAGCCCCCUCGUUGUCCCAGCAGUCCAAGGCGCGGUCGACGAGCUUCCGCCAGGCCUCCAUAUCUGGCCCGCCCCAGUCGCCCGGCAUGUUCAGCCCCGAGGGCGAGACCGCGCCCGACAUCUACCGCAAGCACGUCUCCCGCAUAGAGGAGCUCGAAAAGGAGAACAAGCGCCUGGCCAAAGAGGCUGCCGACACGGAGAAGCGCUGGCAAAAGGCCGAGGAGGAGCUGGCCGACCUGCGUGAAGCCGACGGUGACUCGACUGGCAAGAAGGCCGGUGGCGGCGCGGAUAGCUUGGUAGAGAAGCUGAGAAACGAGCUCGCAGCGCUGCAGCGGCAGAACGCGCAAUUGCAGUCACAGCUUUCGCGGGCGGGCGGCAAUGGCGGACGGCACGGGUCUUCUCCAUCACUGUCUAUGUCGUCAUCCGCGGCCGGACAGCUGCAGGCGUCUUCGGAGCUCGAAGCGCAGCUGCAGUCCAAGUCGGCGACGAUCGAGACGAUGGAGCUCGAGAUGUCGCGACUGCGGGCGCAGGUGGAGCGGCUAUCUGGGUCCGCUUCUGAGCCGCCGGAGCAGAUCACGGCACUCGAGGAGAAGCUGGCGCGCGCGGAGCGGGCGGCCGCGCUGGCCCAGCGCGAGCUCGGAGACCUGAAGCGCAACCUGGACCGCGUGUCGGAGAAGGCCGUGAAGGAAGGCUCGGAGCGCGCGUCGGCCGAGACAAAGCUGCGCACACUCGAACGCGAGUCCGCCGAGGUUGGCGCCGCCCGCGACGAGCUCGCCAAAAAGGCCGAGGCCUUCGAGAAGAAGGUCACCACCCUAACGACGCUCCACAAGGAGCAGGACGGCCGCACGCAGGCGCUGCGCAGGGACAAGGAGCGCGCCGAGAAGGAGAUUUCCGAGCUGCGCGACAAGAUCGACAGGGUCGAGGCAGACAACCUGCGGCUCCGCAAGAAGGACGCUGCCGAUGGCGGUGGCGAUGACGAGGGCGUCGACGAGCUCGAGAACGAGGGGCGGCUUCGCCUCGAGAAGCGCGUCCGUGAGCUGGAGGCCGAGAACACGGACCUCCGUAGGGGCAUCUGGCACGAGCGGCGGAAGGAGAUGCAGGUCGGUCCAGACGACGCGGCGGCCGUCGGUGGUGGGCGGUUUGAGAAUGUCGAUCUUGGCGGCGGACUGCGGAAGGGCGCUGGCGGCGGUGGUACCGGCGGCGGCCUGGGCGACUUCCUGGCUAGCGGACUGAGUGCACUCACGGGUGGUGGCCAUGGUCACGGCCACGACGACCUGCUCGACGAUGAUGACAUGGAGUUUGACGAGGACGCCUUUCGCCGCGCGCAGGAGGAGGAGCAGAAGAAGCGCAUUGAGCGUAUCAAGGACCUCAAGAGGCUGCUCAAGAACUGGGAGGGCUGGAGGCUGGACCUCGUCGAGAAUAGGAGGGGCGGCGGCGAGGGCAUCGGCGAGAUAUUCGAGGUUUGA